Molecule: messenger RNA, 288 nt
Organism: Podarcis lilfordi (Lilford's wall lizard)
Lineage: Eukaryota; Metazoa; Chordata; Lepidosauria; Squamata; Lacertidae
Source: the annotation of a GenBank genome assembly
GCUGCUUACAGCAGUGAGUCGCCAAAUUGAAAAUCCUGAAGCCAAACAAAUAAUCAUCAAACAACUGGCCUUUGAAAAUGCCAAUGAGGAUUGUAAACUUGCAUUGCGACCGAUAAUACACAAUCCUGCCACAGACACAGCAGCCAUGCUUCACAUUUGUCAGUCUGUAGGUACAGCCACCCACAAGGCUCAUCUGCUGGCAGCAGCGCUAAAUGAAAACCAGCCUGUAGCCACCGAUACAACUUGUUUCCAGUGUGGCAAACCAGGAUCACCGAUACCCCAGUGUGG